AUUGCAUCAUAACAUAGGCCCGCCGUGAAACUUUGACAUCACAUGGCGAAAACGUACAGCCCAAUAAGAUUCACGCGUUAAUCGGCGGCCGUGGGAGCUGUUUGUUUGGUCGUUUCUGUCUCUCCAGUAACCUCUCCUGUCGCUUCCCACAAACAAACAACCCCUUCGCCGCCGCCGCCGCCGACGUCAGUAAUGCUCAGGAGCUCCUUUCUGGGCCCUCCACCUCCUCCGUCCUGCCUCUUCCGCCGCGUCUCACCGGAGCCCGCCUCGGCCAUCCGCCUCCGAGUCUCCGCCGCCCACGCGGAAGCUUCCCCCUCCUACGUCGCCGCUAUGUCCCGGCCUCACCCCUCCCUCGAGGUCGUCGGAGGGGCCCGGCAGGAGCUGUUCCUCCCCGUACUGGAGGCCCUGGGGCGGCCCUACUCCCCCUUCCCGCUAAUCGGCUGGAACCGCCACCUGGAGACAAUCUUCGCCUCCUUCUUCAGGUCCCUCCCCGACGUCAGGCUCCGCCGCCGCUGCCUCCGCACUCCCGACGGCGGCUCCGUCGCCCUCGACUGGGUAUCCGGCGACGACCGCCGCCUCCCCCCCAAUUCCCCUGUUCUCAUUUUACUGCCUGGUCUAACGGGAGGUAGUGAGGAUACUUAUGUGAGGCACAUGCUCCUGAAAGCUCGAAGCAAGGGAUUCCGGGUCGUGGUGUUCAAUAGUCGGGGCUGCGCAAACAGCCCUGUCACUACUCCGCAGUUUUAUUCGGCUUCUUUUACGGGGGAUCUUCAAGAAGUAGUUGCUCACGUGGGAAGUCUGUACCCCAAAUCCAAUUUAUAUGCUGUCGGGUGGUCUCUUGGGGCGAACAUUCUCGUCCGCUACCUGGGUCAGGAAUCUCAUACUUGUCCUCUUUCGGGAGCUGUGUCAUUGUGUAAUCCUUUCAAUUUAGUCCUUGCAGAUGAGGAUUUCCGUAAGGGCUUUAACAAUGUCUACGACAAAGCUCUAGCUCGUGCUCUCCGCAACAUUAUCAAGAAGCAUCUACUUCUCUUCGAAGACAUGGAGGGUGAAUACAAUAUUCCACUAUCUACUAGUGCUAAAACUGUAAAAGAGUUUGAUGAAGGACUGACCCGAGUUUCUUUUGGUUUCAAGUCGGCAGAUGAGUACUACGCUAACUCAAGCAGUUCAGAUAGCAUAAAAUAUGUCCAUACGCCUUUGCUUUGUAUCCAGGCAGACAAUGACCCCAUUGCACCAGCUAGAGGAAUCCCUCGAGAAGACAUCAAGGAAAACCCCAACUGUUUGUUAAUUGUGACUCCCAAAGGAGGCCAUCUUGGGUGGGUUGCAGGUGCUGAGGCUCCUAUUGGAGCUCCUUGGACCGACCCCAUUGUGAUGGAAUUCCUCGAGCACUUGGAGAGAGGCGGAGCAUCUGAAACCCAUGCGUCUUCUAUAGAAUUGGAAGCGUCCGGACAAUCCAUUGAUAACGUGCAGUGCGUUGAAGUGUAGUCCCAUUGGACUGUACAUGUGCUCAAAUCAUUUUUUUAUGGAUGUUCUAAUGUUGUUACUGUGAUAAUGGGAUAUAAGUAUCUUCAAUGUAAGAGGUCGUAUGAGAUGGUGCUGCCAAGAUCCUGAAUUCAUGACCUUAAUACGGCACAAAAUCUCGCGUUGUACAAUCUCACUAAAUAAGCAAAUAAAAGUUCAAAAUUUGGAUUUUGU
Molecule: messenger RNA, 1689 nt
Organism: Punica granatum (pomegranate)
Lineage: Eukaryota; Viridiplantae; Streptophyta; Magnoliopsida; Myrtales; Lythraceae
Source: RefSeq, a predicted model, not a curated record